AUGCGUCAGCAGCAUUCAAGCUCAGAAAACAGUCGUGGUCAGAUAGAACAUCUUGACCAUCGUUCCCAUGUCAUGGUUCAGCUCAUGUUUAAGCCGUGCUUACCAGAAGAACUGGAAACUGUCAGAGCUCAACUGGACGUUAUACCCUUAAUUUUUCUUCCCAUCGCAAUCUUUCCUCAACAACAGGAUUUCAGGCAGGAGGCUGAGAGAUGGCGAUUUGAUUCCCAGUCUCAUGAGAGAAGGAGGGAGCAGAGACGAAGCAGAAGGAAGAAACAUCAAAGGCCUACUCUUCGUUUCCACCAAAUGCAGGGGGCUAUAGAAGAUGUGCUUGGGAACAAACUGAAAUUCCCAUUCACCACUGUUGUUUAUGCAAGAGGAAGAGACCAAACGUUCAGGGAAGAAAUCACAUCUUUCAUUUGGUACUUUAACAGCUCAAAACCGAUGGUAGUAUCUCAAUUAUUUCUGCACGUGAAUGAGCCAUCGGUGAUUCCAGCAUUCUUCGCUGCACUACAGACUGCUUGUUUUGCUGGAGUAACCGUAACAGAGAAACGCAACACUGCCUGUGCUGUGCGGCCAUCUGUCACAGAGCAGCGAUACAAGACUACCAUCAGCUGUGGCAAUGGAACUUACACAGCAAGACUUGUGUUUCUUAUGGGAGUACGUGCCCCCAGCUGCUUCGGCUACCCCUUGAGCAUCUUCUUCAUCGUCAUCAAUGAGUUCUGCGAGCGGUUCUCCUACUAUGGCAUGCGAGCGGUGCUCGUUUUGUAUUUCAAAUAUUUCCUGCAGUGGGAUGACAACUUGUCUACAGCCAUCUACCACACGUUUGUUGCUCUGUGCUACUUGACACCGAUCCUCGGAGCGCUCAUUGCGGACUCUUGGCUGGGAAAAUUUAAGACCAUUGUCUCCCUGUCCGUUGUCUAUACGAUUGGGCAGGCAGUCAUGGCUGUGAGCUCCAUAAAUGACCUGACGGAUCACAACCGGGAUGGCUCUCCCGAUAUUGUAACAGUGCACAUUGCUCUGUCCAUGGUUGGCUUGAUCCUCAUUGCACUUGGUACUGGUGGGAUCAAACCUUGUGUGUCAGCGUUUGGUGGAGAUCAGUUUGAAGAUGAUCAGGAAAAACAAAGAACUAGAUUCUUCUCUAUCUUUUAUUUGUCCAUUAAUGCUGGAAGUCUCCUAUCUACUAUAAUCACCCCAAUUCUCCGAGCUCAAGAGUGCGGCAUUCAUAGCAAACAGCGAUGUUACCCACUAGCUUUUGGAGUUCCUGCUGCCCUCAUGGCUGUUUCCUUGGUUGUGUUCAUAAUUGGAAGCGGCAUGUACAAGAAAGUUAAACCUCAAGGCAAUAUAAUGAUUCAAGUUUCCAAAUGCAUUGGAUUUGCCAUCAAAAACCGGUUUCAGCAUCGCAGCAAGGCGUUCCCCAAGAGAGAGCACUGGCUAGACUGGGCGAGUGAGAAGUAUGACAAACGAUUGAUUGCUCAGACUAAGAUGGUGUUGAAGGUGCUUUUCCUUUACAUCCCCCUCCCCAUGUUCUGGGCACUUUUUGACCAGCAGGGAUCAAGAUGGACACUGCAAGCCACAACAAUGGAUGGGAAUUUUGGAUCUAUUCAGAUUCAGCCAGACCAAAUGCAGACUGUGAAUCCAAUCCUGAUUGUUAUAAUGGUCCCAGUUGUAGAUGCUGUGGUUUAUCCUUUAAUUAAGAAAUGCAAGAUCAAUUUUACGCCCCUGAGGAAGAUCACUGUUGGUAUGUUCCUUGCAGCUUUGGCUUUUAUUGCUGCUGCCCUUGUGCAAGUGCAAAUAGAUAAAACUCUUCCAGUUUUCCCUGCAGCUGGGCAAUCCCAAAUCAAAAUAAUAAAUCUAGGUCCUGAUAGUGUGACAGCUCAGUUUGAACCUCAACUUAAGAAUGUGACUGUAAUGUCUAUGGAGUCGACGAGCUACAUGACAUUUGAGACUUCUCAGUUGAAGUCAUUAAAUAUAAGCUCCGGAGGAAAAGUUACUACAUUUACCGAUUUGCCAGGGGGAAACCGUGCUACUCUUGGAAUUAAAACUAAUGCGGCAAACAUUGAUGUUAGAAGGCUGUCUGAAGAUGCCAUGUCAAAACCAGAAGAAGGAAAUAAUCUCAUCAGGUUCAUAAACAAUUUGCCCAAUACUAUCAACGUGACUAUGGGUGGCACUUCUUUUGGAGUACUGACGUCUCUUUCUGCCAGUAACUACAGCCUCUUUCCAGGAGGAAGAAAAGAUGAGAUUACAGUUAUUACAAAUGCAAUGUCUUGUUCACGUACUUCAGAAGCACUUGGAUUUGGCAGUGCCUACACAAUUGUAAUUGACAAGUGUUCUGGAGGCAUUCUUAAUGUAGCAUAUUCUGAAGAUAUUCCACCCAACACAGUCCAUAUGGCUUGGCAGAUCCCUCAGUAUUUUAUUCUUACAUGUGCAGAAGUGGUCUUCUCUGUCACUGGCCUGGAGUUUUCAUACUCACAGGCCCCAUCGAACAUGAAGGCAGUGCUGCAGGCAGGAUGGCUCCUAACGGUGGCUGUCGGUAACAUAAUUGUCCUUAUUGUGGCUGGAGCAUCCAAACUCAGUGAGCAGUGGGCAGAGUAUGUGCUGUUUGCUGCCUUGCUGUUUGCAGUUUGCAUCAUUUUUGCUGUCAUGGCUUAUUUUUACACCUAUGUUGAUCCAAAUGAGAUUGAAGCCCAGCUUGAUGAGGACGAAAAGAAAGAAGUUGAAAAGGAUCAAGAUGUCUGUGAAAAGAAAGAUGAAGCUGACUCUCAGAUGUGA
This is a messenger RNA of Nipponia nippon (crested ibis), 2769 nucleotides long. Lineage: Eukaryota; Metazoa; Chordata; Aves; Pelecaniformes; Threskiornithidae. The record is from RefSeq and is a predicted model, not a curated record.